GGUGUAUAAGACUUCUUCAACUUCAACUUCAUUUUCAUAAUAUUAUUGAAGAUACGUCGAUAUAUACAAUCUCUCUUUCUCGCUUCUCUCUAUCUCUCUCUCUUUCUCUACCAUGGCUAGGGUUUUUCCUCAAGCAGCCAUCUCUUCACCGUACAUGAGUACGGAGAGAGAGACUUUCACGGUUUGGAUGAAAUCUCUGGUUUACCAAACCAACGGUUUAACCGUUUACAAUUCCAACGGAGAGAUCACCUACCGAGUCGAAAACUACGACAAAUCUAGCAAUGAAGUCCACAUCAUGGAUCUCCAUGGCAACAUUCUUUUCACCAUCCGCAAGAAGAUCAUAGACACCAAUGGAGAUAUCAUUGCACAGGUAAAGCCAAAGCAGUCAUCAAAUGGGAUUACACUGGGAGAAGAUGUGUUAACUUUGGAAGUGAAACCACGUGUCGAUCACUCACUCGUUGUGACACUUGUCACUGUAUAUGGAUUGAUUAAAGGAGUAGUCUAAUUUUUUUUUUUUUUGAAUUUAAUAGAAAAAGUUAUACACAAAAUAGUAAAAAAAAUUCCAAUCUUGUUUGUGUUGUGGACUUGUGGGAGAUGUAAAUAUAUCUUUUUUGCAGUGUGAUCAUAAUUAGAACAAAAAUUAGUCAGCUAACUCGAUUUACACA
Thlaspi arvense is the source of this 665-nucleotide messenger RNA. The record is from the annotation of a GenBank genome assembly. Lineage: Eukaryota; Viridiplantae; Streptophyta; Magnoliopsida; Brassicales; Brassicaceae.